Molecule: messenger RNA, 536 nt
Organism: Tarenaya hassleriana
Lineage: Eukaryota; Viridiplantae; Streptophyta; Magnoliopsida; Brassicales; Cleomaceae
Exons: 2
Coding region: 153-515 (120 amino acids)
Source: RefSeq, a predicted model, not a curated record
CGUUUCGUUCAGAGGGUUCAAGUGCGAAAAAUACGACGUCGUGUUGGGUUGAUCGUAUUCUCAUCUCGUGAUACAUUUCAUUUAGUAACCAACUCUGCGACUGAAAACGUCGAAGAAUAGAAAGAGCUACAAGCUCCGAAGGCGGGAAAGCCAUGGCGGAAACUGGCGGAGCUUCGAUUCCUCCUCUCCCCUCCGUCGAGGAGAUCAUUCCUCAUCGUUUUCUCUCUCUAGAAGAACGCAGUUCGUCGAGGACCAAUCAGGAAUCUAAGAUAAAGAGAAAACUCGAAGAUUACUUGGAUCCAUUUAUCCUCCGCGCGAUCUCUUCCACAAUCGCCCCCUCGGCGGCAGAAGAGGAGGAGAGAGCAGAGACUAAGAAGAAGAAGAAGAAGAAGAAGAAGUGCGUCCUCGCAAACGCAGAUCUGAGAACGGAAUUCGAUUGGCCUCUCCAUCGACUGGAUCCACUGCUCGGCGAUCCAAAACGCGAUCACGUUGAGAAGACGCCGGUGAAGCGGUGAGAGGCGCAUGAUAAGAGUUUA